AUGGCCACGCGGGUGCUGACUAUGAGCGCCCGCCUGGGACCCGUGCCCCAGCCGCCGGCCCCGCAGGACGAGCCCGUGUUCGCACAGCUCAAGCCCGUGCUGGGCGCCGCGAACCCGGCCCGCGACGCGGCGCUCUUCCCCGGCGAGGAGCUGAAGCACCCGCACCACCACCCGCAGGCUCAGCCCGCGCCCCCGCAGCCGCCGCAGCCGGCGCCGCCGCCCGCCGCUGGCCCGCGGCUGCCCCCUGAGGAGCUGGUCCAGACAAGAUGUGAAAUGGAGAAGUAUCUGACACCUCAGCUUCCUCCAGUUUCUAUAAUUCCAGAGCAUAAAAAGUAUAGACGAGACAGUGCCUCAGUCGUAGACCAGUUCUUCACUGACAGUGAAGGGUUACCUUACAGUAUCAACAUGAACGUCUUCCUCCCUGACAUCACUCACCUGAGAACUGGCCUCUACAAAUCCCAGAGACCGUGUGUAACACACAUCAAGACAGAACCUGUUACCAUUUUCAGCCACCAGAGUGAAACGACUGCCCCUCCUCCGGCCCCAACCCAGGCCCUCCCUGAGUUCACCAGUAUAUUCAGCUCCCACCAGACCGCAGCUCCAGAGGUGAACAAUAUUUUCAUCAAACAAGAACUUCCUACACCAGAUCUUCAUCUUUCUGUCCCUCCCCAGCAGGGCCACCUCUACCAGCUACUGAAUACACCGGAUCUAGAUAUGCCCAGUUCUACAAACCAGACAGCAGUAAUGGACACUCUUAAUGUUUCUAUGUCAGCCGCCAUGACAGGCCUUAACACACACACCUCUGCUGUUCCGCAGACUGCAAUGAAACAGUUCCAGGGCAUGCCCCCUUGCACAUACACCAUGCCAAGUCAGUUUCUGCCACAGCAGGCCACUUACUUUCCCCCGUCACCACCAAGCUCAGAGCCGGGAAGUCCAGAUAGACAAGCAGAGAUGCUCCAGAAUCUGACCCCACCUCCAUCCUAUGCUGCUACAAUUGCUUCUAAACUGGCAAUUCACAAUCCAAAUUUACCUGCCACCCUGCCAGUUAACUCGCAAAGCAUCCAGCCUGUCAGAUACAACAGGAGGAGUAACCCGGAUUUGGAGAAACGUCGCAUCCACUACUGCGAUUAUCCUGGCUGCACAAAAGUUUAUACAAAGUCGUCUCAUUUAAAAGCUCACCUGAGGACUCAUACUGGUGAGAAGCCGUACAAGUGCACCUGGGAGGGCUGUGACUGGAGGUUCGCGCGCUCGGACGAGCUGACCCGCCACUACCGGAAGCACACCGGGGCCAAGCCAUUCCAGUGCGGGGUGUGCAACCGAAGCUUCUCCCGCUCCGACCACCUGGCCCUGCACAUGAAGAGGCACCAGAACUGAGAGCCCGGCUGUGGCCUGCCGUGCCUAUGCAAUUCACACUGACGUUCUGCAGUUCCUUUGGCAAAGUUUUAAACUACAAACCUAACCUAUAUAUAU
Molecule: messenger RNA, 1470 nt
Organism: Enhydra lutris kenyoni (northern sea otter)
Lineage: Eukaryota; Metazoa; Chordata; Mammalia; Carnivora; Mustelidae
Gene: KLF5
Product: Kruppel like factor 5
Exons: 4
Coding region: 1-1374 (457 amino acids)
Biological process (GO): regulation of transcription by RNA polymerase II
Molecular function (GO): RNA polymerase II cis-regulatory region sequence-specific DNA binding; DNA-binding transcription factor activity, RNA polymerase II-specific
Source: RefSeq, a predicted model, not a curated record